AUGCCGUUUUCAUCGCUCCCGCAGGAGAUGGUAGGCAAGAUCUUUGAGUUUGUGGAUGCCGACAGCCUGCUGCAGCUUCGUUUCGUCUCGGGAGCGAUGUCCCGGGCUGCCAACAAGCAGUUCGCCUGCACGUUCUUUGGCAGCAGCCAUCAUGUCGCGACUGAACAAAGUAUCAGCACUCUGCUUGCAGUCAGUGCACACGGAGUCUUCGCCCCUUACAUGAAGACGAUAAUGAUCAGCCCUGCUCGCCAAAUCCUGGCAUACAACACUGUCGGCCAUCACGAUGAAGAUGCUAUCGUGGAGAACUCGUACGUUGAAUCUAGCAGAUUCAAUGCCUCGAUCACACGGGUCCUGGCCAACAUCAAGGAGAAGUCCGGCCGGGUUACACUCGCCAUCCACGAAGACCGUCGUCUCGAGAUGAUCCUACCGGAGCAACACUACAGAAGCUCGCACAAUCAGCAGUGUCACGGUGCUCGAGCCUUUGUCAGAGCCUCUCCCUGCGGCCUAGCGUACAGAACAGGCGAGACACUCGAGCUUGUCAUGGCAGCAGCUCGUCAGACUGGAAUCCACGUUCAAAGACUGCACAUCCAGUUGUCCAGAGACGCGUGGGAGCGUUUGAAGCACAACACACAACUUGCAAUUGAAAGACUAGACGUCGUUGGUGUUGGAGUCGCUUCCACCAAUGCACCAGACGGCACAUUGUCACGUCCUCAUUCGAUGGAGGAAGCAAGACGUGCUUUCUUUGACCUUGUCUAA
This is a messenger RNA of Aureobasidium subglaciale EXF-2481, 756 nucleotides long. RefSeq lists its product as uncharacterized. Gene Ontology annotation, molecular function: protein binding. The record is from RefSeq and is a predicted model, not a curated record. NCBI's taxonomy places the organism in Eukaryota, Fungi, Ascomycota, Dothideomycetes, Dothideales, Saccotheciaceae. The coding region runs from base 1 to 756 and encodes 251 amino acids. The transcript has a single exon.